Messenger RNA from Colletotrichum orchidophilum, 3285 nucleotides. RefSeq lists its product as uncharacterized. The transcript has 4 exons. The record is from RefSeq and is a predicted model, not a curated record. NCBI's taxonomy places the organism in Eukaryota, Fungi, Ascomycota, Sordariomycetes, Glomerellales, Glomerellaceae. The coding region runs from base 1 to 3285 and encodes 1094 amino acids. Gene Ontology annotation, molecular function: serine-type endopeptidase activity. Gene Ontology annotation, biological process: proteolysis.
AUGGACACGCCGACUCCUGAGUUGGGCUUCGAAGAAGUCAUAAAUCAUAUAUUGAACGAGAUCGACGCCAUGAAAUUGGACGAGCAACGAGACCCCCAGUCCGAGAAGCAACGUAUCCAAGAACUUGUUUAUUUUGUCGAUGUUCAUCCCCACGAGAUGAUUGACGAAGACGGCACAAUUCUUCACCAAUUUCUUCGCGAUAUCAACAGAGCAGACAAUUGUCCUGUGGAGGUCCUGAACACCAUUCUCAAAAUUGCACCGCAAGCUAUUCUGAUGGACUUUGGUGGCAACAUUCCGCUGCUUGAAUUCAUCAGGAGACGCUCACGAAGAAUGAUUCGUAUUGUCAUCGAAUUUAUGGCACGGGACAUGAAGAACCGCAACUUAGCUUCGCUGGCCGAAGAAACUCUUGGCUUCGUUGAAACCUGGUUUGAAGACAACGAACAGAAUCCCGAUACCAUGGAACCUGGCCGCGCCAUUAUUCGAGCUGCUUUCAACUUCAAUGAGAGACCCAACGAGUUGCUCCCGGUCGAUAUUGAUCUUCUAGAGAUUCUUGUCAAUCUCACAGCUCCAGAGAUGCUUUGUAAAACUGGCAAUGGAUUGAGCCCGCUGGAGCAAGCUUUGCGUUUCGACUUGUGUAUCAGCAAUCCCGAACGUCAACUAGCACUCGUGAUGCUGAUUCUGGACAAAUGCCCCAAAAGCAUCCAUGAUUUUGUGACCAAGGAGGUCAGACUUCAGCCGUGGAAAGCGGACAGCUCUACUCCUCAGCCUGAGUACAGCGUCUAUAGAUGGCAUGUUGCCACCAAAGAAUUUUGGCAUCAUCAGUAUUCCCAACCAAUGCGUACAUCUACGCCAACGCAACUGGAUUCUGCUAAACGACCAGCCGCCUCUGAAUUCGCGAGCGAAAGGCGCCUUGAGGGAACACAAUCCAAGUCCGUGUUGGUGGGAAAAGACAACGGUGUUGUUUCGCCUUCCCAAAGCUCUUUUGCAAUUUCAAAUCUUAAUGCUGGCAGAACGGGAAACCCAAGCAUGUUAAAGCCUAACCGACCCUCCGUCAUCACCGGAUCGGUUAUUGAUCAGUCGCCCUUUCGGGAAGCGCGAGGAAAAGAAGGAAAGGUUUCACGUCGUCUAUUUAUGCGUAACGGAGGUGCUUCCAAUCGAAAAAAGCCCAAGGAGAUACGUGUCACGAAGCAAGAUGUUGAGGCUGCAGACAAGGCUAGUAAAGUAAUCUGUAAGGAGCUGGGAGUCCGCUUUUUGCGGUCGACGGUUUUCCACGAUGACGAGAAGAAGACUACGUUCCGAGAGAUCGACAAUGAGAUCCAGCAGUUUUUCGGAAAUCACGAGCAGCACUAUUAUUUCGCAAUGGAUACGGCUAAAGAAUACCGAGAUAUGACAGAGGCCCAAGUGAGGAGCUAUUUCGGCAAAAGGGAUCAUUACCACACUCUCCGCCAUGUGUUUCUUCAGCCGGCUACGAUUCUUCUCGAGAAUGACCAGAAAACCCCCUCUGGUUCAUCACGCUACACAGAUCACCUUCAAUUCUUUCGCUGGUUCAGGGAGUGGGGUGUACGCAAGAUUUACAAAGUUGUCGUUUAUGACGGCGACCAUCCUCACCGAGACGAAGAGAUUGAAACGGCUCUAGCGGGUAUUGUGCACGGAAAAAAGGUUCAUCCAUCUUUUGAUGUGGAGGUGCUCGACUGGCACAAGGAAGAUCUUUGCCCCCAGGUGAUUCAAACGGCGACGCCGCAGGUACGCGAGCUUCACCUGCAUUGGAGCGGGCGAAACUCUGUCCUACGCGGCUGGAGCGAGCCCGAGGCACUACCAGCACUUCAAUAUCUGGAAAAGGUGUAUAUCUACUACGUGGCGUCCUCGAUCGAGGAAAGCCGCAUAAGGAUUAACAUUGAGAGCUUCUCCAGGCGCAUAGAGCAGCCGCGGGGACGGCCGACGAAGAUGGUAGAGACGAAUAAGGAUUCCACCAAGGCUCAAAUGCCGGUGAAAGAGCAGUUACCCAGGCGGCCCACGAUGACCCAAGAAUAUGGGUAUUCCGAAGACUCGAAGGGCCUACCAACCAUUGAAGUUGUGGAUAUGGGCAGAGUUACGACGACAGGCGCAUCUGGAUCCGAGCGCACUCCGGGUUCUGCCUUAGAAUCUUUUGAGCAGCCGUGGUUCAAGUACGUGGAGGAAUUUGUUUCUAUUAUUCCAACACCGGAGGAACUGCCAGACUAUGACUUUAAGGAUCCGCACUUGCGUCGAGUAAGAGUUGCAUUGAUCGACGACGGUGUUGAUCUCUUCAGUAAAAGUAUGCGGAGUCUAGAGUCGCGCUUCUUGGAGGGCCGUAGCUUCGACCAGACGCCUGAUGGACCAAACCCGGUUUAUUCGUCUGUCAGUGGACAUGGCACGUUCAUGGCAAAGUCAAUUCUCCGCAUCUGCCCAUUCGCAGACAUCAUACCCUAUCGUUUGAAGACCGUCCGAGACGCAACAAGCAACCGGCGACUACCUGAUGCGAGCAGUGCAGCCAAGGCUAUCAGAGAGGCCAUAGAACAAGACGUCGACAUCAUCAGCAUGUCUUGGACCAUCCGGAACGACAACAACAAGAUUCCAGAGACCACCCUCAUGGAGCUGCGCAAUGCCGUGAGCACGAGUGAGGGCACCGGUCGUCCCCGCCGUCGCAUACCCAUCAUGUUCUGCGCAGCGAGCGACGAUGGAAAUCGAGCACGCAGCCAGCACGGUAGAGGAGAGUUCCCGCGGGAAAUCAACAACGCCAAAGUGUUUUGCAUUGGCGCUGCUGACCCGCACGGUCAGGUCUGGCCAGAAGUCACCGACCAAAACGGGCUGAACCACCUAUUUCCGGGUGUGGAUAUCAAGGACGUUUUUGACGAUGACGCCCAUGAAAACGGUACCAUGUCAGAGGCUUUGGGCCCUCAAAUCAGCGAUCUCGUGAGUAGGAAUGGGCAUACAGGCUCGUCAGUUGCCACGGCCCUGGCAGCUGGGCUCGCGGCGCUCCUCAUCCACUGCACCAAGUUGGGACAUCACUAUACAAAUACGUGUAAAGGUCCUGAGGCCCACCGCUCCGAAACAAUCACCCAACAAUUCGUCGAUCAGAUUGCAACGUAUGAGGGCAUGCAAAGCGCGCUGGAUAAUCUGAGUUCGGGUAGUCGAAGUGGGACAAAGUUCGCGAAUCCGAGCAAGGAAUUCGCGCGUGCUAUCCAGGACCUGAGGAAGUACGAUGGCUUCCUCGGCCUCUGGCGAUUCAGGGCGCCAAUAACCGUUAUCAAUGUUCACAGCUCAUAG